AUGCUAAAGUAUAGCCCAAAGUCUACCCUUGACCCUGACCUUGAGCAUAUGUUGCGACCAAUAUUUGGCAGUAGAAGACAGGAGAAAGGCCAUGGCCAGGGGCGAGACAAGGUCAGCAGGAAGGUGACUGUAGCUGUCGUGUUGCUUGUGGACUGUGCUUCUCAUCUUGACGAGAUCCAGCAGAGCUGUGAGGUGGAUGAUGGCGUUGCUGGUGUCUGCUGUCCUGUGUCUGAGGCCGCUGCUGGUUCUACAACCACACGUGUCACCACCAGGGGAAUUUUCUCUCCUGCAAGUGUCAGUGCCAGUCUACCGUCGCUGGACUCCAGCAAGAUGGCGCAGUCUUUAAAUGCUGGACUCAACCGUUCAGCAUUGUUUAAUCAGGUGGAGGAGAACCUUAUCGAGUAA
This is a messenger RNA of Cherax quadricarinatus, 405 nucleotides long. The record is from RefSeq and is a predicted model, not a curated record. Lineage: Eukaryota; Metazoa; Arthropoda; Malacostraca; Decapoda; Parastacidae.